This is a messenger RNA of Ylistrum balloti, 3125 nucleotides long. RefSeq names its product 3-hydroxyisobutyrate dehydrogenase, mitochondrial-like. The transcript is spliced from 9 exons. Gene Ontology annotation, biological process: L-valine catabolic process. Gene Ontology annotation, molecular function: 3-hydroxyisobutyrate dehydrogenase activity; NADP binding; NAD binding. The record is from RefSeq and is a predicted model, not a curated record. Bases 17 to 1024 code for a protein of 335 amino acids. Lineage: Eukaryota; Metazoa; Mollusca; Bivalvia; Pectinida; Pectinidae. Gene Ontology annotation, cellular component: mitochondrion.
GAAAACCUAGCCAACAAUGUUGUGUAGACGUCCACUUCGCAAUUUUAUAGCGACAGCUGCCAAACACUGGUCGCAACAGAAUGGUGUAGUCACGAGACGAGAUUUAUCAGUCAGUACAAGAUGUAUGAGUGACACAGUUGGGUUCAUAGGAUUGGGAAACAUGGGGAACCACAUGGCAAAAAACUUGAUAAAUAAAGGUCACAAGCUGUUGGUGUUUGAUGUAUCCCAGACUGCCACAGAUGGACUCCGCACAGCAGGUGCUGUUGUGGCUAGUUGUCCAGCAGAAGUUGCAGCUGGGGCAAAAAGUAUUGUCACCAUGUUGCCUGAGUCACAGCAUGUAGAUGCUGUCUAUUGUGGUGAAAAAGGCAUCUUCAGUCAGGUGCAGGAUGGAAGUCUUCUGAUUGAUAGCAGUACCAUAGAUCCAGCCACUUCCCAGGGCAUGGCACUGGCUGCCAAGGGACAUAACUGUGUGUACGUGGACGCUCCUGUAUCAGGAGGGGUGAAUGCUGCCAGAGAUUCUGUUUUGACCUUCAUGGUGGGCAGCCCUGAUGAAUCUUUCGAAAGAGUUAAGGCUUUACUGGACUGUAUGGGUAAAAAUGUUGUCCAUUGUGGAGCAGUUGGAACAGGUCAGGCAGCAAAAAUAUGUAACAACAUGUUGUUAGCAAUUUCCAUGAUUGGAGUGUCGGAGACGAUGAAUCUAGGAACCAGACUUGGUCUGGAUCCUAAGAUGCUUGCCAAGAUUUUGAACAUGAGCUCCGGUCGCUGUUGGUCCUGCGAUACGUACAACCCCUAUCCUGGUGUACUAGAGGGAGUGCCUUCCAGCAACAACUACCAGGGAGGUUUUGGUACCGCACUUAUGGCAAAGGAUUUAGGAUUGGCACAAAGUGCAGCUACAGGGACAAAAUCUGCCAUACCUUUGGGGAGCCUUUCACAUCAGAUUUACAGAACCAUGACUAACAGUGGAUAUGCUAAGAAAGACUUUUCUUCGGCAUUCAAGUUCCUGCAAGGCGAGGAGCAGAGUUGAUACCCAUGCUGAUAAAAUUCAUAUAUAUGGGAUCAUGUCAAGUUAGGACUGUGUGUUAAUUGUUCAACAAAUUAGUUGCUGGCGAUGACUGAUCAAAACAAUCUGUGUGACUUCUGAGCUGUCUGUUACCCUAUAUGCAUAUUGUUCUAUGAGAUUUUAAGGGAAAAUAUUUCAAUGUUUUAAAACUUUUUUAAAAGAUUUUUUGUCAUUGUUCAGUAUUUUCAAGACAAAUGGAUUGGUUUAAUGCCAAAAUUAUAUAGAUAUUGUAUGAAAUUUUCAUAUUUAUGAAUUAUGAAUCAUGUUUAUAAAGACAAAUCAAACUUUCCAGCAUUCGAUAUUUUCACAUAUUUGAAAAUUUUACAAUAGAUAUAUAAUUUUUUCCUUACAUUUAUAAUACAUAUAUAUCGUUCAUACAAAGAGAGAACAGAAUGUUAAAGGGAAAUGAAUGAAUAUUAACCAGUUUGUAAGUGCAGUUUUAUUCUUGUGUGAUUGUAUUCAGACGAUUAAUUGUUUUAUAUGUAAUGUAAGGCGUGUUUUGAUCUAACGACUGUGAUGAUUUGUGAUAUACAUCAGGUGUAUUUUAGCUUUUAACCUAGGUCAGUGUGCAUUUUUUGGGGUCUGAGAAAUAUAAUUCGAAGUUUAUUUGUGCUUAACACAUUCUGAGGCAUUUUUAUAAUUAUGGAUGUGCAUUGAAUUCAAAUUUUGAAACAGUUGUAUUUCAUUACAUUUGUGCAAGUGUUUGAAAAAUACUGUUUGUGUUGCAAUACUUUGGAAAAUGCUCUUUAAGUUAUAGUGCACUUGUUCAUUUUGUGCAGUCUUAUACAUACCUGUGAAAAGAAUUUUUGAAUUGAAUCGUAAAAUGAAUUUUAUGUUAGCUACCGAUAUGUACAAUAUUUAUUAGACAGUAAACAUAUCAUUGUCAAAUAUUGAUGUAGUUUUUGCUCAGUAUAAAAUGUUCAUACAUUCGAUGACUAGUUGAUUUGAUGGAGAUAUGAAAAAACAAAUGGCAACUCUAAAUUACAUAUUGAGAUUUCUGUUUAUGUAUACAACUUUAUUCUCAGGUAUAUAUCUGAAUCUUGAUAGCUUGGAGGUAGUUUCAAGUUUUUGGAUUUAUUUUUCAUGUGUACUGUGAUAUGUAUACAUUACAAAGAUUCUGAUAUUGCUUUCAAGAAGGUGUAAAGAUCCUAUCUAUCUCUGGGUUCUGCAUAAUUUCUAUAAUUUUCUUUCAUCAGAGAUAGAGCUUCAGUUAACAUUCCAAUCCUGUUUUUGCAUUCAAUUGUUUAAUAUUGUCACUGUAUUUAAGUUCACCGAUCUUUAAAGCCUCAACAACCCGGUACUUUUGUUUCCACCUUUACCUGACCACUUAUAUACUUCAGAUAAAGAAAGAUACUUGUCGAAUUCAACAUUGAUUCUGAUACCAUUAGUUAGGAUUUAUUCUGAUUUUUUAAAUAUCUUUGAGCUUUUGUGAAACACUUCAUAUGAUCAAAUUUUUUCAGAUUUACGGACAUAUCUAGUAAAGUUCUUUUCAAAAGUGUUUUUCUGAACAAAGCAAGAACAAAAAGUGACAAUCGUAGCAUGCUUUCCAACCUUUAUUUUCCUCAACAAUUUGUUUGUAUUAAAAUGUUUCAAAGGAGAUAGAAAUAUAAAUGCAUACCUGGUAACUAGUAUUUUAGUAUUAUUUUUAUACCCUCAGUCAUGAACUCAUGGGUUAUACUGGAAUCAGCUCAUCAGUCUGUCCAUUUAUUUGUCUGUAGACAAAAAUUGUCUAUGCAUUCACUCAUUUUUCAAUGGACUUUUUUGUUUGAAAACCUAGGAGUUGUGCCCCCUGAAGUGAAGUGGCCAAAAUUUUCUCCCGCUUUGGAUUCACCAUUUAGUGUUAAGUGCCUGUGCCACAUGGGGUUGUGCCCCCUGGAGUGAUUUUUAUAUCCAUUUACUAAACAGUGUUCAUUUUUAAAUGGAUUUCUCUUCAUUAUUAAUAGUUUACAGAGCAUUAUGGUGUGUAAUAUCUGUUCUGUAGAUUUGCACAUGGUACCUACCUGUACUUUACUGAGCUAUGCCCUUAUAGGUGAAUGGUAAAAUAAAAAUGUGUCCGCUAAUUUUA